AGACUGAAUCCAAAAAAGCUUCGCAAAAUUAAUUAAUCAAGCGGCCGAAACUGUAUACAGAUUGAUUCAGCGAUGGCUCGUGAAGAGGUGAAGGUGGUAUUUAUUGAUACCCAGUACGUUCAAACUGACCCUGUGAACUUCAAAUCAGUGGUUCAGAGGCUUACGGGCAAGGACUCAGCUGGCUCCUCCAAUGUCGACGCCAAAUUAAAUUCAUCGCUGCCAACCACCCAUUACGGCCCCCCGACAGGCCAUACUGGUGGUGUUAGCAUGCCGUUUUACGGUAAUUCAAUGCUAGAGGUGUCUCCUGUGGAAUAUUUCUGGUAUCAUAACUUGUUGGGAUGACUAUAAUAUUAUUUUCAUUUUAAUUUUUUCGCUUAUGCUAUAUAUUUUUUAAAAUAUCAUCGAGAAAUAUGUUUUUCAUCGGAA
Messenger RNA from Tripterygium wilfordii, 426 nucleotides. RefSeq lists its product as uncharacterized. The coding region runs from base 73 to 342 and encodes 89 amino acids. The record is from RefSeq and is a predicted model, not a curated record. NCBI's taxonomy places the organism in Eukaryota, Viridiplantae, Streptophyta, Magnoliopsida, Celastrales, Celastraceae. The transcript has a single exon.